UUCUUCUUUGUUGUUGUUGUUGGCUUGUUGCUUUACAUGUUCCAUUUUUGAUGUUUCUUGUAGAAUAAAGCUAUUCCUUUCUCUUCGAUCACCCCCGAAAUAAAAGGGCCUCUCAGUUUUUAGCUGUUUGUUUCUAAAUUGUGUACCUCCCUCCUAAUCAUCCAUUAGAAGUUUUAGAACCGUUACAGCUUUUGGGUUUACAACCCCAUGGUUCUCUCCAAAACUGCUCCUAUAUUGUUUGGUUUUUCAUGAAGGAGAACAGAGUAGUUCCUUUCUUCAAACCCAGGGCAUUGAUUUGGGAUGCAGUAGAGGCCAGAACCAGAAGUGGGUGAUAGGAAUUGAAUUCUCAGGGCCAGCCUUUGUUGAAUUUGUUAUAUUCUGUAGAAAUUUUUGAUUCUUCUUUCUUGGACUUGCUUUGAACAAAUGAUGACUCUUUUUCGUCAGAGAUGCAAAUUUUGAUCUGCGUUUUUUUUUUCUGGAAAGAAGAGAAAAUUUUCCUGAAUUAUCGAGAACAAUUAGCUUGUAGAGAGUGAUACACACACAUCAUAUACAUAGAGAGAGAGAGAGAGAGAGAGAGAGGUUUAGAGGAAUUAGAGCUGAUUCCGAUGGACACAGAGACACCAAAAUCUGAGCAGUCACCGCCGGAGCAGCUACAGGCAGGGCAGCCAAGCUUGCCGAGGAAGAAAAUGACAAAGCAGUUAACCGGAAAGCGUGAUGACACGCCUUUGCAUUCGGCUGCGAGGGCAGGGAAUAUGGCUGUGGUGAAAGAUAUCCUUGAGAAUACAGGAGAAGAUGAAUUGAAGGAAUUAUUGGCCAAGCAAAAUUCUUCUGCUGAGACACCCUUGUAUGUUGCUUCUGAAUAUGGUUAUGUUGAUUUGGUAAGGGAGAUGAUCCAAUACUAUGAUCUUGCUGAUGCUGGAAUCAAAGCGCGAAAUGGGUUUGAUGCAUUCCAUAUUGCUGCCAAACAAGGGGAUUUAGAUGUGUUGACAAUACUUAUGGAUGCUCAUCCAGAAUUGACAAUGACUGUGGAUCUCUCCAACACCACGGCUUUGCACACGGCUGCAAACCAAGGGCAUGUUGAGGUGGUGAAGUUUCUAUUGGAAGCCGGUAGCAGCCUGGCAACCAUUGCUCGUAGCAAUGGCAAAACGGCGCUGCAUUCUGCGGCAAGAAAUGGUCAUUUGGAGGUGAUGAAAGCACUUCUCAAAAAGGAGCCUGGUAUUGCAACUCGUACCGAUAAGAAGGGACAGACUGCACUUCAUAUGGCAGUAAAGGGGCAGAAUCUUGAGGUGGUGGAGUUGUUGAUUAAUGCAGAUCCUGUAUUGAUAAACAUGUGUGACAAUAAAGAAAACACAGCAUUGCAUAUAGCUACUCGAAAAGGUAGAACUGAGAUUGUCAAGAUGCUACUGCAACACAAAGACACAGAGGUAAAAACAAUUAACAAGUCCACAGAAACUGCCAUUGACACUGCAGAGAAAACAGGAAACUCUGAAAUCAAGGCCCUUCUGCAGGCACAUAAUGUUCCAAGUGCUAAAGAUCUCAAGCCACAAUCGAAAAAUCCAGCUCGAGAGCUGAAACAAACUGUGAGCGACAUUAAACAUGAAGUUCAUCACCAGCUAGAACACACUCGUCAAACAAGAAGACGUGUCCAAGGCAUUGCCAAACGCCUUCACAAAAUGCACACAGAAGGCCUCAACAAUGCAAUAAACUCCAACACUGUUGUUGCUGUCCUCAUUGCCACAGUCACAUUUGCAGCCAUUUUCCAAAUCCCUGGCCAGUGGGUGGAUGACCCCAAUGACAUUCCUGAAGGGCAGUCACUUGGUGAAGCCAACAUUGCUCCCAACCCCGCCUUCAAAGUCUUCUUCAUCUUCGAUUCAAUUGCCCUAUUCAUCUCUCUGGCUGUUGUGGUGGUGCAAACUUCAGUUGUGGUAGUCGAGAGCAAAGCAAAGAAGCAAAUGAUGGCAAUCAUUAACAAGCUAAUGUGGUUAGCUUGUCUGCUUCUUUCAGUGGCAUUCCUAGCACUCUCGUUUGUUGUUGUAGGAGAACACCAUAAGUGGCUUGCAAUUGGGGUAACCAUUAUCGGAACGGUAAUAAUGGCAGCAACUUUGGGUACUAUGUCUUUCUGGAUAGUUAGGCAUCGAAUCGAAGCCAAAAAUAUGAGGAACAUCAGAAGAAAUUCGAUGGGAAGCCAGCAGUCGCGGUCAUGGUCUUUGUCUGCAGUUAUGUCUGAAUCCGAGCUCCUGAACAAUGAGUAUAAGAAGAUGUAUGCAAUUUGAAUCUUCUACAUAUAUACGGCGCCAUUUAGAUUAUUUUUGAAGCAUUGGGGCGUCACACCUGGUCUAUAUAUAAUCUUAUAAAUUAACUUCUAAAUGUAUAUUCUCCAAAGGAGUUGAUCAUAGCUCCUGUUGAAAUUUUUUGGCUUUUGUUAGAGGCUUGUAACAGAUGAGUAAUAUGAAUAAUGUACCUUUGUUGGGGACUCAGAAGA
Messenger RNA from Argentina anserina (silverweed cinquefoil), 2482 nucleotides. RefSeq names its product ankyrin repeat-containing protein At5g02620. The record is from RefSeq and is a predicted model, not a curated record. Gene Ontology annotation, molecular function: protein binding. Gene Ontology annotation, cellular component: plasma membrane. The coding region runs from base 606 to 2273 and encodes 555 amino acids. NCBI's taxonomy places the organism in Eukaryota, Viridiplantae, Streptophyta, Magnoliopsida, Rosales, Rosaceae. The transcript is spliced from 4 exons.